AUUUCUAUCAAGUUAUUGUCAUUUCUGUCAUUUCAAAGAAUUUCCAGUUCCUUCUAUAAGAAGAAAUGUUUUUAUUGACUAACGUUUUCCUUAUUUACUUGACGAGUUGUUAUUGUCACGUGCCAGUGUUUGUGCGAAUUGAAGGACAUAUAUAACUGACGUUAUAUUCGACGUCAGUACACGAGCCUCCUCAGCUUUUAUUAUUCGCGAAUUAAAUAUCACAGUGUCGAGGUGAAAUUUGUGAAUUAUCAAGAUUUUUAUAGCUGAAAGUGAUAAACUAAACAGAAUAAACUCGUUUAAAUUUUAAGUAUUGAUAAUAUUUCAAAGUGUUACGUCAGCUUUCAAAAGCUGUUUAAUUGAGGAUUUUAUUUGCUACUGAUCUGUAAUUUGCAAUAGGAAUUUGCGAAAAAUAAUAUUCUAUAAAGAUUGUCGAGUCAUGAUAAGCAACUAAAAAGCAUGGUGGACUAAAUUUGUAUAUAGUCUGAUAGUGUGUUCCCGAUUUCGACUAUUUAUAAAUUAGUUAUUUGUUGUGCGAACAAAUAGUAAAAUAUUUAUAUUGUCGAAAUAAAAAUAAGCUUUUACUUUGCAAUGAGUGAUUUCAGCAAGGAUUUUUUCAUUGAUCCCGGUAUAACUAUAAAGCAAGAACCACAGUUCAAUGAUAAUACAACUAUAAAUAUGUCGGCUAGUGUUCCUAUACCGUCAAGAAGAGAUAUUAAUGACUACAGAGAUUUUAAUCCCGAUUUUGAAAACUCACAAUCACCUUUAUAUUCUGAUGUGGGAUUAAAUACUCAAUUACAAACUCCUGGCGUAUAUGACGGUAGUGCUUGGUCUUUGAGUAGAUUAAUUAGCAAUGAUGAGAUGCUUAAAUCAGAAGCUUUUAUACAUAUGGAUGAAGAUGAUAUCUUCCAAGUGGAUAAGGCUGAUUUAAUCCAAGGACCUACUUUAGCAGAGUUGAAUGCCAACGACGAAAAUUUUUUAGGUGAUCUAAACUUUGAUGAUUUAUUGCUUCCUGAAGAAAACACUUAUAUUAUAUUGGAGAAAGGUAAUUCACAGAAUAUGACUCACCAUAUUAACAAUAAUCCUAUUACAUCUUACCUUCCUCAAGGUAUACCUUACCACAGAGACUUGGAUUUACCAUCUAGUGUACCUACAAGUAAUUUUGAUAAUUACAAGUACAAAACGCCGGUUUCAGCAUUGUCUCCAGAGAGUCAGAACAGUUCGAACUCAUCACUUGUUCACUCCUUAUCAUCGCCAUCGAACGUAUCAAAUUUUCCAAAAAAGCACAGCACGCUUCAAGAGCUUCUAGUCAGCAAAGAUCCCUACGGUUCACCUGAACAUUCUAUAUUGGGACAGUCUUUUCCAGAAAGACGUACAUUAGUUCCUGUACAUAAUAGAUUAGGUAGGACGACAAAUUCAAGAUUAUCUUCUUCAGCACCAACUCAUUUAGGACUCGAACAAAUAUGGCAACGACGCGAACCUAGGAAGCACUUGUUAUCAACCAGUUCUUUAGUUGAAGCAGGUUCGACGUCUUCGUUGUCGACAGGUGGUCUACUAAGCCCAGAUCCGCCAGAUUUAUCUCAAGAUGAAGAAUCUGAUGAAGACAGCGACGCCCAUUAUGAGGAUUUUUCAUCAGAAAAUGAUUCAGAUGAGGAUGAUGAUAGGCAACUCAAACAUUCGAAUAAAAGAGAAAGAUACUUCUGGCAGUAUAAUGUUCAAGCUAAAGGACCGAAAGGACAAAGAUUGGUGAUGAAAAGCAAAAUGGAAGAUCCUCAUCGACUCCAUGAAGUUACCGAUCCUGUCUUUAGUCCUGAUUGCUCUGUUAGAGGUAUCAAACAUAGCGGAAAGGCUCGAAAAGGUGAUGGUAACGACUUGACACCUAAUGCAAGGAAAUUGUAUGUUAUUGGGAGGGAGCUUGAAAAACUCGGUAAAAUAAUUAACGAUAUGACACCAGUUAGUGAGUUACCUUUUAACGUAAGACCUACAUCUCGAAAAGAGAAAAAUAAGUUAGCAUCCAGAGCUUGUAGACUAAAGAAAAAGGCACAGCACGAAGCUAACAAGAUCAAAUUAAAUGGCUUGGAAUAUGAACACAAACGCCUCAUUAAUAGCAUCAGUCAAGCCAAACUUAUUUUGUCAGCGAAAUUAGCAGAAAACACUCAAGAACGACAAGAAGAACUCACAGCUAACGUGGAAAAAUAUUUGAGAAAUAUAGCUAAGGUAAAGAUAGCAGGACAUACAACAGAAUACGUCAACAAAGUGUUGGAUAAAUUUAAAGGCAAUGCACAACCUAUAACGUUUACAGAAGAUUUGUAGAUGUAAAAAAAAUGUAUACGAAUGAACCAAAUCUCAUUGUGCAUUUUCUGUGGUAACUACUUUGUGGUACAUACAAAUACAGAGUGUUUGGAAAAUCCCUUGUUGAACCCAAACUACUAGUACUAGAUGCCGUUUUAUGUUUAUUUAAUAAGUUUAUUUACCACACAUUUUUUAAAACAAGUUUCAAGCGAAUAAACUGGUCGUUACCAAUAAUAACAACUAAUUAUAUUCAAGCGCUUUUGGUUGUUGUUGGUCAUUAUAUCAUAAAUUAGUCAUUCGAUGUCACUAUUUUGGACAGCAAUUGAGUUAAACUUGUGGUUAUUGAAAAAGUGAGGUUAAGCUCGAUAUUUAAUAGUAAUUCACAAGCGUUCCAGUGAAAUAAAUAAAUGAAGGAUUAAUAAUCAUAAUCAUAGAUAUCAUCAUAAUAAUAAUAAAUCGUCUUUAUUGGUCCUAUAUGUUUACACAAUACAAUUAACAAAGUAUACAAUAUAGAGACUUAUAUGUUAUUCUUCCACAUAACCAUUUCCAGCCGUUUAUCUAUGCAAAAGAACUUUAUACAGUGUCAACUAUAGAUUUAUUAAAUAAUUACAAAAACCCAAAAAACAUAAGGUUAGUUACAUAUUUGCUUAUUAAACAAAAUCGCUCUGUACUUAGAUUUAAAUGAAUUCAUACCACACAAUUUAAGAUCCAAUUAAACUUUGACGACUAAACAAGUGAACCAUUUUGAAAAGGCGCUUAUUUAUGCUGAGACAUAGUUAACAGUUUUUCUCUGAAAUAAACAGGACCUGGGAGUGUGAAUCUAGUUAGAGAAUUUUACAUUUACAGUUAAUCGAUUAUUCAACCUCUUGUAUGAUCAAAGUUCUUUUUUUUAAAUAAAGGUAUUGAAAUUCAGAUUUACAUACCUUGAUUCAUUUAACGGAAUAAUUUUAAAUGAAUAAGAUAAAUAUUUCAAAUUAUGUUAUUCAAACAUAAAAACAAUUUUGAUUUUCUUGAAAAUGGGCGAAUAAAACAGUAUGUCCCAUCGAAAUAAAACCACUGUUAUUGUGUGUCAUAACUGGAAAUGUAACAAAUCAGAAAGAAGGAAACAAAAUUUACAACUACUUAUGUAAUAAGGACUUCCUGUUAUGUGGACAGGAAAGAAAAUGAAUGCGUCAAAAAAUUGGGGGAAAGUGUCCCAGGUUUCAAUGACUGUGUUUUUAUUUCAGAUUGAAACUAUCUAAUAUUGGUAAAUACGGCCUUUAUUAACGAUAUCCAUACAUUUUUUUGGGAAUUGAGGUUAAGGGAAGUGUUAGUGAGAAGUGAUAUAUUUGUUAUGACACGAUGAGUAAAUGACGAUUGUAAGCACUGAGUUUUUUCAGAAAAAAAAAAUAACUAAAUGUGAUAAUUUUCACUUUCAAUCAUAUAAAUUAUGUUUAAUUUCAUCUGGCAGUCCUAAACAAAUGAAAAGAAAUGUUUCUUAGCACGAUCGUCAAAUUAAAAGUUAGCGACAAUGUGGUAAAUAUAAAAAAUCAUAUAAUCUUUGAUGCGAAAUUGAAAAAACAGGGGCUUAGUGAUAUUUAGGGAAAUAAAAUCUUAAUAGGGACUAGGUUAUGUAGUCACCAUUUAGCAGGAGAUUUUCUAGACAUACUUUAUAUGUAUAUCUGUUAUGCAAGAUUUUAAAUGUUUUUAGUUGUACUCAUAUUUUAUUGUUAGUAACGGUACUUACAGCGUUUGAAUUAUACUUUGAAUUUGUAUAAAGCAGAUCGUUUUUUUGUAACAUUUUUUAUUGUUUGUAUCUUUCUCAAACAACUAAUGUAUUUAUUAAUAUAAAUUUCUUGAAAUGUUCACUUUUCUUUAGUUCUUAUAUACAUUUUUGACUUUAAGUUUGUUUCAAUGUAAAUUUUUUUUACCUAACAUGAUCAUUUAUGAAUGUCCUGUCCAACAUUAUUCAAUGUUUUCAAAUAAAAAAACAUCAAAUCUAAAUUAUUUAUACUAACAUUGAAAUCCAUGAAAUAAAAUUAGAAAUUGUUAAUAGAUUUAUCACCCCUAUGGUGGUAAAACCACUUUUCACUCUCUGGAAGGUGUCGGAAGGAGCAUCCGAACGAAUCCCGGAGGAACUAUUUGCAAUAGGCUCCACACAGCGUCUCGUCUAUGCGGAUGAUGUUGACAUUAUAGCACAUGAGAACCUCAAGGACCCCAAACCACGUUCCAAUUCAGAGAACAUCGCUUCUCUAUGUGCCCCCAGUUCAAAUAUCUUGGUAUCUUGAUAACUGAAGAUGAUGCGUGACAACAAGAGUUGCUGCGGGAAACAGACGGUUCUGGGCAGUCUAAGAGCGACUUUCACGGAGAUCAAAGCUCACAAUUUACAAUACCAGCUGUCACACAUGGGUGCGAGACAUGGACUAUGACGGCAACAAGUAAGAUCCAGUGAAAGAUUUUUGGUUCUGUUUGCGAGAACGGUGCGUGGACGAUCUGGAGAAAUACUGAGCUGAGAUAGAUGCUUGGCGACUAAGAGGAGGACCGCGCUUUCGCUGGUUGGAGGACGUUGAGGCGGAUCUGAUCUAGUUAGGGGUUCGACGUUGGAGACACCAUGCUGAAGGACAGAAAGGAUUGACAGUGGAUUGUUGAAAUGAAUGAAUAUGGUUGUAAAACGAAGGAUUAAGUUUUAGUUUUUUUUUCAGAUCUUUCUAUAUUUUGGCUGCUGCUAACACGGUCAAACCAAAAAAAAUAUUUUUAUUGUUAUAAAUUUUUUAUUAUUAUGUUGAUUAGUUAUUUAUAUUUAAAUAAUUGUUUAUUUAUAGAAUUAUCAUUGAAUGAUUAAUUUAUAUUACUUUUCGUUUUCUAAUAUUUCGAAAGCUGUAAGUACUAACGGUUACUGUUUAUUCGGAAACCUGAUUGUUUUAUUAAUUUUGAGACAUGCCUAUUUUUGUAAAUCGUUAAAAUGUAUAAAUUAUUUUUAAAUACUUAUAAUAUAUGUUUAAGUACA
This is a messenger RNA of Diorhabda carinulata, 5275 nucleotides long. It is a transcript of the gene REPTOR, whose product is annotated as protein CREBRF homolog. The record is from RefSeq and is a predicted model, not a curated record. Gene Ontology annotation, molecular function: RNA polymerase II transcription regulatory region sequence-specific DNA binding; DNA-binding transcription factor activity, RNA polymerase II-specific. Gene Ontology annotation, biological process: response to unfolded protein; regulation of transcription by RNA polymerase II. Bases 589 to 2310 code for a protein of 573 amino acids. The transcript has 9 exons. Lineage: Eukaryota; Metazoa; Arthropoda; Insecta; Coleoptera; Chrysomelidae. Gene Ontology annotation, cellular component: nucleus.